Molecule: messenger RNA, 2833 nt
Organism: Diceros bicornis minor
Lineage: Eukaryota; Metazoa; Chordata; Mammalia; Perissodactyla; Rhinocerotidae
Gene: PSTK
Product: phosphoseryl-tRNA kinase
Exons: 6
Coding region: 437-1513 (358 amino acids)
Molecular function (GO): tRNA binding; kinase activity
Source: RefSeq, a predicted model, not a curated record
ACUGACAUUCCCAAGACCGCUGGAAGAGGCUCAAAGUCUCUUCCGGGAUUUUCCAGGGCAGGGAACUUCAUCCUAACGAAACGGAGGCGCAAAUCCUAAUGGCUUACAAAUUUCCGCCAGGGAGGCUGAUUCUAACUGAGGAUUAAGUCCAACUCUCUGACGCUUUGGGAAAUGUCCAGGAGUUAGGAAACGCAUCGCCGUGGUCUCCCCAGCCUGCAAGGCUCGCCUCGCAAACAGCUGGCACCAGCGCUUCAAGUGACCACUGGACCACCUCGCAAACAGCCAGGACCACGCAUCGUUUUUGAAUUCCAAGACUGGCCCAUUUCUCCACCGCGGCGCCAGGCGGCGCAGCAGGGCGGUGGGAGAGUGCGCGUGCGCAGUUAGCGGACGGUUCCGGAGACAACGCUCCCAGCCGCCUGCGGGCUCCCUGGGCAACAUGAAGACCGGCGAGGACGCCAGAGGAGAGGGCAGCGCGGGGCCGCGGAAGCUAGGACUCUGCGUCCUCUGCGGCCUGCCAGCAGCAGGAAAAUCGACCUUCGCUCGGGCUCUCAGCCACCAGCUACGGCAAGAGCGGGGCUGGGCCGUGUGCGUCGUCGCCUAUGAUGACGUCAUGCCGGACGCGUUCCUCGAGGAGGCGAGCGCACGGCCAUUGCCAUCCCAAUGGAAAUUGCUUCGACAGGAACUCUUGAAGUACCUAGAAUACUUCCUGAUGGCUGUCAUUAACGGGUGUCAGAUGUCUGCGCCACCCAACAGGACUGAAGCCAUGUGGAAAGAUUUUAUAACCUGCUUAAAGAAUCAAGAUCUGAUAUCUUCUGCAGCGCUUGAGGCCCAGUCUUGCUACCUCUUAACAAAGACUGCUGUUUCUAGACCUUUGUUUUUCAUUUUAGAUGACAACUUUUAUUAUCAAAGUAUGAGAUAUGAAGUCUACCAACUGGCUCGGAAAUAUUCAUUAGGCUUUUGCCAGCUCUUUUUAGAUUGUUCUCUCGAGACCUGUUUACAGAGGAAUGGCCAGAGACCACAGACACUGCCUGCCGAGACCAUCCACCUGAUGGGAAGAAAGAUAGAAAAGCCCAACCCUGAGAAAAAUGCUUGGGAACACAACAGCCUCACAAUUCAGAGUCCAUCAUGUUCUGCUGAGGCCAGCCUGCAGUUGACUGAUUUAUUGCUUACUGCUUUGGAAAAUCCAGUGAAAUAUGUUGAGGACAAUGUGGAACAAAAGGAAACAGACAGAAUUAUUUGUUCAACUAACAUUCUCCAUCAAGCUGAUCAGACACUCCGACGAAUUGUCUCUCAGACGAUGAAGGAAGCAAAAGAUGAACAAGUGCUUCCUUACAACUUGAAGCUUCUAGCAGAAGAACUUAACAAGCUCAAAGCCGAGUUUUUGGAAGACCUAAGACAAGGAAACAAAAAAUACCUGUGCUUUCAACAAACCAUUGACAUAGCAGAUGUUAUUUCUUUUUUUCAUUAUGAGAAAGAUAACAUUGUACAGAAAUAUUUCUCAAAGCAGCAUUAAAACUUCUGAUUUUCCAAUCAAAUAUCUGAUUUUCAUUAAGAUUUUGCAAACUAAAACAAUUUUAUAUUACUGAAUGUUUUCUAGGCCAAUGAUGUGAAUUGCCAAAUAUUUAUCUUUUAAAAAAAUUAGUCCAUUCUAAAAGAUCCAUUCGUCGUUAACAGAAAUUAUUGUCCAGUACUCACUUUUCAGAUGUGACAAUGGAUAAUUAAGAUUCAGAGGCAGCCUUCCUCAUUUAUGUGCCAGAACCCUUAGGGUGGGGUUGGCAGGGGCAGGAGUCAUGUUGAAUGGAUCUUAAAGCAAAGAAACUAGGAAGGAGACAAUGUUUUUGUAUGUAGGUAAGAAAGACAAUGCAAAGAGCAGAUGUAUGGAGCAGUUUUUCUUUUUAACUCAUGUGACAGAUCUUCUCCUGGAUAAGGCAUUCUACAAAUUCAAACAAAUCUAGCCAAAAAACCUUUGGGGUUUUUUUAUUUCCAUUUUUUUUGUGAGGAAGAUCAGCCCUGAGCUAACAUCCAUGCCAAUCCUCUGCUUUUUGCUGAGGAAGACUGGCCUUGAGCUAACACCUGUGCUGAUCUUCCUCCACUUUAUGUGGGACGCCGCCACAGCAUGGCCUGACAAGCGGUGCAUCGGUGCGCGCCCAGGAUCCAAACUGGGGCCUCCAGCAGCGGAGUGCUCGCACUUAACCUAUACGCCAUGGGGCCAGCCCAAAACCUUCGUUUUUUUAAUUAACAUUUUACGUACUAGAAACUUGCUAAAAGACUAAUUGGAUCCUAGUUUUCAAAAAAGAAAAAUCGAGAUCAUUAGAAAGUGUUAGUUUUUAUUCAUAUAUUACAAAAGCAAAGCUUCAUUCACAAUAUGAACUACAUACUACAGUUAUUUCAGCAUUAAACUGCUUUCUGGAAUCCCUCAACAAUAUAGUGUUUUGCAGCCAUACUCAAGUUUUAUGUUUCGCAUACAAAAUAUCUUCUUGACAUCAAAGUACACAUUAACAAAAACAAAUUCCAGAAAUCAUAUACCCUCUAAGACUAGUUAAUGAAAAAGUCCUUAGCAGGGAAUUUUUUUUUAAAUACAUCCAUUUGAUAAAUAUUUUUGUAGAACUUAAAAUGAGGUUUAUCUCUGAACUUUUUUUUAGUAAUAUUCCCUUUGUCAAACAAUUCUGCAGAUGAAUGGCAAACACUUAUUUCUAAAAUGAAAUAGCACUGGAAGAUAUCCAAUGGAAUUUUUUCAAAGUAAAAAUCUAGGCUUUACUUGAAUUUCAAGAAGUUAUUAUAUUAGAAAUAAAAUUAUUCCCUGUUAAUCUCUUCACAGUUUCUUAAAAAAAUA